Molecule: messenger RNA, 2471 nt
Organism: Peromyscus maniculatus bairdii (prairie deer mouse)
Lineage: Eukaryota; Metazoa; Chordata; Mammalia; Rodentia; Cricetidae
Source: RefSeq, a predicted model, not a curated record
AUGGUCUUACAUAAGAACAUCCUAAAUGAGGAUGCUUAUGUCCUCAGGCCCACCUGUGGCUGUGGGACCAUCCACUCAGGCCCCCGACUUUGUGGGUGGGGAAAAAAAAAAGUUCUGGUUAUUGGCCCGGGAAGCUCCCGGGGCAGGGUGCCCAUUUCCAAGACGCAGCCCUGGCUGGGAAGCCAACUUUUCCAAGAGGCCAUUCCUUCCGGCUCCCUUCCUCUUCCCCACCAGGUACUCAGCCCCUCACACUCGGAGCCCGGCCCCCUGGCCCAGCCCCCCAUUUCCGGAGCCUGCGCCCCGGGACCUGGCAGGGACCGGUCCCCCGGGAGGCCUAGUUCUCGCUUCUUUCCCGCCCCGGCCUCACUCCCGCCGGGCGCCACGGCCCCCUGGAGCCCGGGGACCGAGGCCAGAGGAGGCCACCCACCUGGUCGGAGUCACAUGCUGCCCCGGACCGGCCCGAGAGUCCCCUCCAGGUCCGGGCGCCCGCCGCGGUCCCCAGCCAGGCCAGGCCGCCCCGGCGCCCCACCCGCGGCCCGCCCCUGCCGCCGGACGGGAGGGAGGGACCGGCUUCUCCUAAGGAAGUUUCAGGAACGCUGUGGUCCACAACGCCAAACAGUUUCGUGGGUAGACUGUUCCCCGAUCCCUGUGUCGGCUGGCUGCUCCGCUGAUCCUGGUACCAAGAAGAGGCCCAGCAGUUGUAUGAGAGGCCCUGUGGAAUAAAACUUGACCGAGGAAGAAUGGCCUCCUCUCUGAUAGUCCCGAAGCAAUACUGUAUUCAAAAAAAAAAAAAAAAAAAGUCCUAGUUCCGUCAUGCUCCUUUGAAGGAUUAAAUUUUAAACAGUUAGCUAGCUUUGACACACUCUCAAUUGUCAUGAAAAACACAGGAAGUAAGAGGAAAUGCCAAGACUAGGAUUCAGCCAUAUAAGGGCAGGCCAGCAUGCUUCAUAAACCCAGCACAAGCCUGAGAACUAGGAGUGAAGUGAAUCAGAAAAUUAAAGCUGGCUGAAAAGUUUAGACUCCUUCUAGCCUGGGAGAGGGAACUUCAGCAAUCAGAACGUCCUGAUCUCUACUUGGUGAACAGGUUUUGUCAAUUUCUAAUCUAGAAGUUGCUGGUCUCUGACGGCUUCCGUAAUGCUGUUUGGGAUUAGCGGUGGGGAUGGGGACGGGGUAUUCAUUUGGCUGCUCUUGGCCCUCCUUGGUAUCAGCUUGCUUUCCCUGUUUUCUCUCCAUCUGGGUCUCACACAGGAACCUCCUCGUGUUUGCUGAUUCUGAGCAAAUUCUUAGUAUUUUUGUUCUUUAAGUCUUUUGCUUCUCUGCUCUCUGGCUCCUGUCCCAAGUUAAAAGGAAAUGUUGACCUGGCUUUCCCAUUGAUAGUAGGAUGUAGAAAAGUUGAACCGCCCAGUGAGGAUGUUUUCUCCGCUCCUUGAGCCUGCCCCUUGUCUUUAGGGUGUCCCUGAAUAUAAGAGCAGUUUAGCGCUCCUCACUUUGCAGACUGAGUUUCAUUAUUUAGUGUAUAUUUUUCUUUUACCUUUCUUGGUGCCUGGACUUUGGAGUGAGGAUUAUCAUCCUGUCCUGAGAUAAAAGAGACUUUUUGGGGGCUCAUAUUUCCUCUAAAACUCUGAGAUAAGAGAGGGGAUGAUAGUGGAAAGAGGAUGGGAUAUAUAGGUCCAGACAGAUGUAGACUGGAAUACUUGGAUUUUACCUUGGCCACUUAUUCAGCAUGAAAAUGUGGGGACUUUAACUUUCUGGUGCCUUACUUCGAUGUUUCCAUGAGUUGUUUCCCACUCUCAUUGAUAGUAGCUCCUCCCCUGGGUUGCUGUGGCAACUCAAGAAGGGAUAUAGAGAAAUCACUUAUACAAGAACACUGUAUGGGAAGGUGCUGGAUAUGGGUUAUUUUCCUUUUGUAAUUUCUAAGAGGACCUGACAGUUAUGAAUGUGAAAUGAAUUUAUAAUAACAAGCUAAGAGGAAAAUGGGUUCAGACUAAAGUUAAUUUUGAAUGAGCGCUGUAUUUGGUGCAGAAGAGUAAGCAGGCUCUGGACUUGGAGGUCACUUCAGUCAGAGAAAGUGCCUCUGAAAUCCAGCUAGGAGUGAGGAGAGGAACAAGGAACUUCCUUGUGUAGUUCUAGAUGUUAAGGCUAAAUUGUUUUGCAGUAGGAAUGCACUUGCUUUAACCCUGUAGCUGCCAUGGUCUUGAAGACAAUCACCUGGUGUUCCGUGUUCCUACUUGGGCAACUCUGAUUCCUGCCAAUCCUAUGCGAGCUCUGAAUGCAGCUCACACAUUCCUGCCUCUGCCUUUUGCCUGCGCGUAUAUCCCACCUUCAGACUGGAGUUGCAGUGAACUUCUUUUCUUAACUUGGGUGACUAUGGUCUCUUCAUCUCUGUCCUUUAAAUCCACCCUGACUUGGUCACUACAGUUCUUAGCUAUUUUGUUAAGAGUUUGAUAAAAAUAUUUUUUUUCUUUUCUGCA